CCCGUAAAAAAAUUUUUCACACUUAUUUUAAAAUAAACUAAGUUACUAUUUAAAAAGCAAGAUUUCCUUAUAAAAUGUGUCAUUACUUAAAAAGGAUUUAAAGGUAAUAGAUAAGGAACUCUCUAAAAUUAUAGUGCUUUUAAAAGAAAAUCAACCUACAGCAAGCCUAAUGACAAUGAAAGAUAAAGAAUCCCUUCCAUCUGUAAGCGCAAAUGAAAUUAAAGUUUCAAUUACUAUUAUGCAACCAAGACAUGAAGCACGCAGUUUGGAAUUAACCAACUUUGAGUUGUCAGACAUUUCAGAACAAGAUAACUUAGAUUUAAAGGACUCUUCUGUGAAUGAUGACAAUUCACUGCAGUCACUGUUAAAGAAAUUACAUGUUAUUACUCUAAAUUCAUACCAAAGCAUUAAAGAAUUAACUUUGAGAGUUUGUAGAAUAGAGGAUGAUUUGUGCAAUAUCAAAUUGUCGCUAGUAGAAAAUAUAGGGGAGGACAAUCAAGACCAAAUGUUUGUAAUGGAGCAAUACAUUACCAGUCAUACUUUCCAAAACUUUUGUAAAAUGCUAGAAGAGGAUUCUGUGUUUCGAAAGUUAGUGGUAAGCAUAAUUAAUUAUUUUUAAAUUGAGUACUCUACA
Messenger RNA from Hydra vulgaris (swiftwater hydra), 634 nucleotides. RefSeq lists its product as uncharacterized. The record is from RefSeq and is a predicted model, not a curated record. Lineage: Eukaryota; Metazoa; Cnidaria; Hydrozoa; Anthoathecata; Hydridae.